This is a messenger RNA of Sesamum indicum (sesame), 1809 nucleotides long. Its product is annotated as actin-related protein 2/3 complex subunit 1A. The record is from RefSeq and is a predicted model, not a curated record. Gene Ontology annotation, cellular component: Arp2/3 protein complex; actin cytoskeleton. Gene Ontology annotation, biological process: Arp2/3 complex-mediated actin nucleation. Lineage: Eukaryota; Viridiplantae; Streptophyta; Magnoliopsida; Lamiales; Pedaliaceae. Gene Ontology annotation, molecular function: actin filament binding.
UGUAAUAGAAAAUAGAUAUAGAAUGACCAUUUUGGGUAUUCCUCCGAUCAGUCUCUGAAGGGAGUUCUCAUUUUGGGAACCCAUGAGAGCUACUAAUCACCAACUAUAGAACAAACCAAUACGACAAGGUGAAGAUUAGGGUUUGUGCUGAAUAUCUCGUCACCAAGUUCAGAUCUUACGCAAUUCAUCCAAACUUCCAACCCUAAUUCCCCCCCGGUUAAUACUUCUGGUUUCAGGCAGUCGCAGAUAUUAUGGCCGCUGUUUCAGUUCAUCAGUUCGCUCAGUGCAUCACUUGCCACGCUUGGAGUCCCGAUCACUCCAUGAUAGCGUUUUGUCCGAAUAACAACGAAGUGCACAUCUAUAAACUGUUGGAAGGCAAGUGGGAGAAGAUCCAUGUUCUUCAAAAGCAUGAUCAAAUUGUUUCCGGUGUGGAUUGGGGCACAGAAUCAAAUAGGAUAGUUACUGUUUCUCAUGAUCGGAAUUCAUAUGUUUGGUCCCAAGAAGCCACAGAGUGGGUGCCAACACUUGUUAUUCUUAGGCUAAAUCGUGCAGCACUUUGUGUACAAUGGAGUCCAACAGAAAACAAGUUUGCUGUUGGAAGUGGGGCUAAGACUGUUUGCGUAUGCUACUAUGAACAAGAAAACAAUUGGUGGGUCAGUAAAGUUAUAAGGAAGCGGCAUGAUUCUUCUGUGACGAGUGUUGCCUGGCAUCCUGAUAAUAUAUUACUUGCAACCACAUCAACAGAUGGGAAAUGCCGAGUAUUCUCUACUUUCAUCAAAGGUGUAGACGUCAAGAACUCUGCAAGGGCUUCAUCUGAGUCCAAAUUCGGAGAGCAAAUCAUGCAGCUUGAUCUCUCAUAUAGUUGGGCAUUUGGCAUGAAGUGGUCUCCAAGUGGCAAUAUGUUAGCAUAUGUAGGUCACAAUUCAAUGAUCUACUUUGUUGAUGAUGUUGGUCCUUCUCCAUCUGCUCAGAGUGUGGCAUUCCGUGAUUUGCCUCUUCGUGAUGUUUUGUUCAUUUCUGAGAGAAUGGUCAUUGGUGUGGGAUUUGAUUGCAACCCAAUGGUAUUCACAGCAGAUCGAAGGGGAUUAUGGAGUUUCUUGAGGUUCCUUGAUGAGAGGAUAACAUCUUCAAGUGCAAAAUCUGGCUCACAGAUUUCAGGAAAAUUUGGAAAAUUUUAUGGCCAAUCAAAAUAUGGAAGCAAUGACACCGUUGAAACUUCAAGAACACAUGGGCGAGCACAUGAAAACUGUAUCACUAAUAUUGUACCCCUCAAGAAACCAGGGGAUACUGCUGUUACACAAUUCAGCACUUCAGGAUUGGAUGGCAAGGUAGUCAUAUGGGAAUUACAAUCGCAAGACGACCUCUCGGAGUACUUAUGAGGAUGAAGUUUCGUCAAACUACAUUAAGAGGAAAGAUUUAUUUAACAGACAGCAUAUACAAUACUGUCACUCUGUAGAUGCCAUUCCAACGUAAAUCUGAUCCGAGAAUUGAGUUCUAACAGGCAUUGAUUGAUCUCAGUAGGCUCGAGAGCAAUUGACAGUCUGAUACAGCUGAUUGGAUGGUCCCAUGGGUUUAGAGUGAUUGCAAAUGGAGAUAUUUUGCCUGGGCAACUUGGAGGCAUAAAACCUGAUCAUCCUGAUAAUGUGACUUGCCUUAAAUAGUCGCUCUUCCAUCAACAUAAUUUUAGUUGCAUGUUGUACUGAAUCUGAAUUAGGACCUGUGUUGAAAUGAAAGAUUUUGGUCUCUUAUUCAUGAUGCCAAAUUCAGUGCUGUUUGAAUGAUAUUGAGUUAUUAUGGCCUUUUCAUUUC